This is a messenger RNA of Harpegnathos saltator (Jerdon's jumping ant), 2681 nucleotides long. RefSeq lists its product as uncharacterized. The record is from RefSeq and is a predicted model, not a curated record. Lineage: Eukaryota; Metazoa; Arthropoda; Insecta; Hymenoptera; Formicidae. The coding region runs from base 212 to 1516 and encodes 434 amino acids. The transcript has 5 exons.
AAAUUCUUGUGCACAAUGACGAGUCCAUUUGCCCGGCCUUAACGAACGCCGGGCGCACCGCCUGAGAUGAGUUGUUUAGGAUCGCAAGUUUUCGCAACAUGAAAAGAUAUCGAGUCAGUCAUCCGAGCGUCAAGUCGUCGCGCCGACCAAGCAGAUUUAUUCUUCAGAAACUCCAUAAAGCACGAGAGUCACUUAGCGAGGACGAUCAACGAUGGCGAGCCGGAGAUCGCGAAUCGGUGCGCCUGGUCUCACGAAAACGCAGGCGUUACGGCACGCGAAAAGUGCCGCUCUAAUAAAGGAAUAUGAACAGAAGAAGGAAGCAGGAAGACUGCAGCAAGUGGCGGAGCCUGUCACAAGGCGCAGGCAUGUCGUCGCCGAGCAGAAGAAGGUCGAUUUCACCAGACCGUCGGUGACGAAGGCGAUGAUGGCCCGAGUGAAGCAUGCGGAGAAGUUUAAGCAAGAGUACGAGCGUAAGCGGGAGGAAACAGCACCCACACGAAGAGUACCGAGGAGAACGGCUGCUCCGAUAGGCGGUGAUGUCAGAUUCGGUAGUGAGAGAGUCGCCAGACGCGACCCGACUUCGUCGCCUCCCAGGGCGCCGAGAAGGGCCAUACCGCCGAGCGUGAGAAGAGCACCGGAAUUGCCGCCUAUCCCGGAGAGGACUAGAGAACUGGCGAAGUCGAUGAACGCUCAAGUGAUCCAAGCCGAGCCGGUCGGCGAAGGUCCGAUCGACAGCAUCGUGAUACCGCCGCGGGCGGUCGACGAGAAUCGCACGACGAUCGUCAGCAUCCCUCAAUUGACUGUACGAGGUCCCGAGAUGGUGUCCGAAGUGGCGAAUCGGUCGAUCCAAGUGAUCAGCGAGACUCUUGACGAGCAAGAUACGUCGGAGGCUGCCGCGGUGCAGAGCAAGUUGGAGGACCUGCAGCAGGCGAGGCGCGAUUUCGUGAUGGCCGUGGCGAAUGUCGGCGGUAACGCCGUGCAGCUGACGACUGAAGAGAGACCUAGGUACAUACACAGAGUGCCUGACAUCGAGGGGGAGAUGUUCCGUGUCGAGUACGGCAGGGAACAUCCGAGCGUCGUAGCGGCGCGCGAAUUCGCUCAGAGAAGCAUGGCCGGCAUCAGGGAGAGGGAGGCGGCUCGCAGGGCCGAAGAGGAGUUCUCGAAAUUUGCUAGGCAACCUUUGCCGGAGGAUUUGCGCUUCGACGUGCCGUUCGAGCAGGAGUUCUUCCAAGAGGACAUACCGUGGGAAGAGACCGAGGAUUUGAGUAUGCCGCGUCCCACCAGGAUGAUGGAUAUACCGGUGCGCGAAGAGCCCUACGACUAUUCUACCUUCGAUCCAGAGGAGCUCGAGAAAUUUUUUGACGUGGAACAGUAUCCACCUAGUCCGCCAUAUGGGCCACCACCCGGUCGUGAGCAUCUACAUCCGGAUCUGUGGGAGCUGGAGGAUCCUUGGGCCACGUGCGGACGGUGCUCGCGGCAAGACGUGUCCGACCUCAUGCGCUUCGACAGUCCUUGAUCUUUCGUCCUUUCACAUUGUCCUAUUUCUGAGAUGUCGACGCAGAGAACACUGACGUGAGAAGAGGCACUCGAUCCCAUUCGAAUAUGAGAAACAGAAGAAAACUAAUUGUGAAAAAUUCUGCAAGAGCAAAGGGAAUAUUAGUCAAGAAACUACACGGACGAAAGUUCGAAUAUAUACACAUAAUUUAUCGACGAUAAUUUUCUUUAGGACACCAUCAUAUGUCGAAGAUAUCGUCAUAUAUGGGCGACAUACAUACAGCUCUUGUACAUAAAUUUACAUAAAUUUAGCUUCAAUAAAUCGAGAUACGUGCAAAUAAACGUAAUUCGAAGAUACAUUUUUUGCAAAUUGGAUUUUUUCACCGUCAAGUCUUGCUUAUUUUACCGCUAUUAAGCUGUCUCAUACUCUCACCGUUGCAUCGACGAAUCGCGCAGCACUCGUCGCACUUCGUACAACGACAUGAUUUUAUAUAAUUUUUCACUUGGACCAAUUUCUCCGGGAAAUCCAACCAAGGCCAAGUUUUGAACCUGUACUUAGAAAAGAGUUUCUAAGCGUAUCAUUUAAAUUGUAUCUAAGUUGUAUCAUUUUGCUAUGUACUUGGAACUUGGAAAAAAAAACUAUAGACGUCUUCCCUCCAUUCUCGCGCUCUUUGAAAUUACCUCUCCACCCCUCCUCCUCUUCCUCGCCACCCUCUCUCCGUCGCUCCCGCCAUUCGCCAUUCAAAGCUCACUUCAGCCUGAACGCGGAAAGAAGCGGCAAAAUGCGAACAAAUCCGUGAUGUACUGCGCGCUCCGACGCGCUCGGUACGCUCGCGCGGUUUUCUUCUUCGCCUUUCCAUCACUCAGAGCGGUUGAACGUGCAUUUAUCUCACGUCAAAUGUAAACAAAAGUGCGAGGAAACGUCGCGCGCGAAGGAAAGGACUAUGACCGAGCGUUGCAUGACUGUGGCUGAUAACUGUUUGCGCGCGCACGAUUCAUGGCGGCCGCGAGUCAUCGUACGGAACGGUUCGUGUGCAGCCGACGACGGUUCCUCGGCUUUCUCGGCGGAUAAUCAUCGUUCGAACGUCGGCCCGCGGCAGUUGUGAGAGCGGUUCUCGCGCGCGACGAGCCGUCAGGGUUCCCGGAGCCCGGUUUUACGCCCGAGUCGUACCAAACAGCCGGCAAAA